Sceloporus undulatus (fence lizard) is the source of this 4688-nucleotide messenger RNA. RefSeq names its product spermatogenesis associated 18 (gene SPATA18). Lineage: Eukaryota; Metazoa; Chordata; Lepidosauria; Squamata; Phrynosomatidae. The record is from RefSeq and is a predicted model, not a curated record. Gene Ontology annotation, biological process: mitochondrial protein catabolic process; mitophagy by internal vacuole formation. The coding region runs from base 246 to 1769 and encodes 507 amino acids. Gene Ontology annotation, cellular component: mitochondrial outer membrane. The transcript is spliced from 13 exons.
CCGAGGCAAGCAAGGCCAGCAGCAGCAGCUGCUGCAAGGGAUCGCCUCCUGGCCCAUCGUCCCCACACUUCCCCCAAUUUGGGACCUAAGGGGGGGAGGGAGGAGUAGAAAAAGAAGCAACCCAAGUGGGAAAGAGGGGAGAUCGAUGCUCCUUCUGGGGCUGGCAGGAGAGCCACCCCUUCCCAAAGCCCAGAUCACUCCAUUCAACCCCCCCUUUUUUGGGGACCCCUCUGCUUUUGGGGGCGAUGGCGGAGAGCUUGAGGAGACUGACCCACAAAGAGACGUGUCGGGUUUUGCAAGAGAAGCUGGAGCGUUGGCAUAAAGAUUAUCACAUUAACUCAUGUGAUCAGAAUCUGACCCGAUGCUGUGAGAUUAUGGAACUGAACUCCAUGAUCCAGGGGCAACUCUUCACAAUCCUCAAUCAAACGUGUCAAGAAGGUGGACAUUAUGCCGGUGUGGAAAUAAUUAAAUCUCGACUCCUGCCAUGGCUAGGAUCUUGUUUUUCUAGCCCUGCUCCGGGAAGAUCCUUUGAAACAACAUCUUCUCUCUUGCAGGAGUCGUUUGAAAAAGACAGGAUGCUGAGGGAACUGGCCAACUCCCGGAGCCAUGAUAUACAACAGCUGGAGAAAGAACUGAAUGCCACUCGUUUAGAGCUCAGUUUUGUAAAGCAAGAUCUUGCAGAAGCCCAGUCGGCUCUUGAAGAUACAAAGGCCAAAUCAGCCACCACUCUUUUGGCAGCCGAGGAUGAAAUUGUUCAGCUCAAGGCAGAUCUAAAGGCUUCUCAAGCAAAAGAAGAGUGUGCUCUGAUCAACCUGGAGCGAAUGAAUGAGUAUGAGCAGAAGCUUCAAACACUGAAGGAUGAGAUUGCUGUCCUUGGCGCUCAGAAAUCUGUUUUACAACGCAAACUUGCACGGAGUCGAUCUCCUUCUCCAAUAUCUGCCCGGAGCAGGUCACCUAGUCCACUUUCAAAGAGGAGUUUCUCACCUGGCCGUGCUAGACUCACAAAUGCUUCCCGCCACGCUUGCCUUGUGGAACGUUUCAGUGACAUUUAUUCUCAGGAACGCUUGAAUGCUCAAACCCUUUUGAGGAGUUACAUUGAUGAUCUGGAGAUGGUGCAGAGAAUAAUCUACAUUGCAGCUGUGGAAUCUUUCCAAGCAGCAAAGAGGGCAUUCAGACAGUUCAAAAUACGUGUUAGAAAAACUCUGUCCCUGAGUCACUCUGGCUGUGAAUCACUUGAAGACAUGGUAAUGGACUAUAUCAUUCGCCAGGAAGAUCUCUAUGAUGUUCAGUCCAGUGUCAGUGAAGUCAUCCGUGCAAUGAACAUCAAUCCUAAGAUUUCCUUCCCCCCAGAAGUUGAUUUUAUCAUGAUCAGUGGUUUAAUACGGGAGUUGUGCCGGGUAGCAUUUUCAAUGCAGACUUUGGAUCCACCACUUGAUAUUUCAUUUGGUACAGAUGGAGAACUCUUUAGCGAGUACAAAUACCGCCACAGCUAUGACUCUGAAUUCACAGCUCCACUGGUGGCCUACCAUGUGUGGCCUGCUCUCAUGGAAGAAGAUUCUGUCAUUGUAAAGGGAGAGGCAGUCACAAGAAGAGGUGCUCUAUGGUCUCACAGAAGUAGAAGUAGGAGCAGGAGCAGAAGUCGCAGCCGCAGCCCGAGCCCUCUGUCUCGUAGUGGUGGCUACUCCCGACAUGUGCCAGCUCGAAGCCGCAGCCCUUCCCCGUUAAGAAAUGGAAGCCCAAGGGUGUCCAGAUGCUUCUAUCUGCAGUGAAUCUGAAUCCUGUCCCCAAAAUAAAUUCAGCAGCUUGGAUCAUUCCAAAAUCCAGGAUGGCUUGAUCUCACAUGGAAGCCCCUGGCCACCCCUCACUAAUGGAACAGUUUUCUUCAGUGGAACUGGAGGUGGGUCAUUUUUGUCUCCUUUGGCACUGCCCUCUCUGAAGAUGUUCCAGAGAACUGGGAAACUUGCCAGGUUAUGUGUUGGGAUGGGUGGCAGGGGAGGAAGGUAAUGGGAAGAAAGAAGAGUUUGUUCUGCUAGUCGAUGUCUGUUGCACUGAAGACAGUAGAUUUAAGUACACACAGUUUUAUGAUGAAUAAUAGCCAUUCAGCCUAAAUGGCUCUACCUUUCUGGGAAGAGCCAGUUCCAUGGCCUUCGUUACACUUCAUAAUGGAUCUUCAAAUGAUCAGUAGAACAUCUUCUAUGCAUUUGGUGAAUUUGGUGAAGCUUGCUUUCAAGUAUGUAAGAAUGCACCCACACUGUAGAAGUAAUGCAGUUCAACACCACUUUAAUUGCCAUGGCUCCAUCCUACAGAAUCCUGGGAUUUGUAUUUUGUGUGAGCCACUAGCAUUCUUGCAGACAAUAGCAAGUACAUAGCAAUAGCAAGUACAAGGGUAAAGACCUUGGAAAACUACAGAUCCCAGGAUUCCAUAGGCUGGAGCUACAACACUUAAAGUGGUGUCAAACUGUAUCAUUUCUACAGUGCAGUUGCAUCUGAAGUAUAAUAUUGCAUCCUACUGGGAGCAGUGUGUCACACAUGGAGGUUGAAGCACAUUGUUGCAUUUUUUUAAUGUUACAUACUGACAUGUUUAUUUUUCUCCAAUAGGAAUUUAGGCUAGCUGGAUAUGGUUUUUUGAUUCUAUACCUCUGGAUCAAUCGGCUUCAAUGGUGUCUUCUACUGUUCCAAGAGUACCUCAGACAUCACUUAAAAUAAUGUGAACAAUAAUUCUGAAUCAUUCCAAAUGGAGAGUGAAUUGGGAAUGAUAUUUAGUGUGUUUUUAUAAUGUUAGGAUUUUUUAAAGGCAUGAAUGCAACAGAUUUAAUCAAAAUUACAUAUGCAUUUUAAGAUCAUAUUCAUUUGAUUUUUUAAAAAAAUGUUUACAUAAAUCUUUGGGGCAAAGAGCAAGGGUCUCCCCACUUCUUUUUAGGAAAAUGUACAGGCACAAAUAAUACAGUGCCAAGACAGUCUAUCUUCCAUGGUCAUACACUUAAGAGAACAGUUAUGUCUUGAGCAUUACAAUGCAUUGAGACUGUAGCUCUCUCUGUAUACUGUAUGAACCUGGAACUAAGGUCCAUCAAAUUCACUGGAUUUGUUUCCAAGAGUUAAAUCAGAUGCUAUGUUCACCACCUUCAAAUCUCUGGAUAGAGGAUGGGAGAUAAAUGUUUUAAUUAAUAAUUUUUUUAAAAAAAUAGUAUGUUAAAUGCAUGAUGUUCAGAUGUUUUUUUUCCCAAAAACAUGCAAGUUAAUGUUCUAGUGACUGCUUAACCUCCUCCAGAUCUGUUUUUGAAACUAAAUUCACACUCUACACCCAGUUUGGUGACCCCCCCCCAAAAAAAAGUGCAGGGAAUCUCAAUUCAUCCCAAUGGAGAUUUGGGGGCCCUGUUUAGGUCGUGGUGAUUUUGGGAGAAAAAUGGCUGCAGAGGAAAGUUUAAUCUUCCAUACCUGUCCAUGGUGGAUAAGAUCCAGAUUGGGUCCCCAAUCUUAUAAAUAAGAAUGGAAGGGGAAAACAAUUUGCAGCCGGGUGCUCCUUAAGUAAUAUAAGAUCUCAGUUAGAUCUUAUAUGAGAUCUUAUAUAUCUCACUAAGUCAGGGUGACUGGUUGCUCUCAUGCCAGUGAAGCAGGGAAUCUACUACAGGUUUUAAUCCAGGCUCUAAAGCAGCUAUGCAAUGUGAUGAAUUAAAAAAAAAAUGGUUCAACACUUUGAACAGCUCCUUGAAAGUUAGGUAAACCCUGGCUUGGAUUUUCUACCUCACUAACAUGGGAGACAGCAGGACACCUGUUCUGAACAUACAUGCAUAGGCUUGUAUUAUAAGACUGCCCAUCUCUUGAAAUUUAGCAGUCACUUGAUGGUGCUUUUUGUGGGCACAAUCUAUGUGAAAAUGAGCACAAUAAAGUCCCAUUGAAAUCAGUGGGAUUAAAUGGGACUUUAUUGUGCUCAAUUUCACAUAGAUUGAAACCAAUGAGAUUAAAAAAAGUUUAACAUUAGAGAUCAUGCUCAGUAAAAAUGGGCUGUGUUUGAUCCUGAUAUGUUCAAAUUAGCAUAUGGAUUUCAGAAGCAUGUAUGCCUGUUGAUCUAUUGGUUUGGAUCCUCAUUUAGUCACAGUUAGAAUAGACCAAUGGAAAUCAGUGUGACUUAGUUUAGGCUAUUGAUUUCCAUAGAGCUAGUCUAAAUAUGACUUAAAUUUGGCUCCAGUCCAUUGUUUUAUUAUAAUCCUUGGUGCUGAUACAAUACAAUAUAUUGUCUUCUUAGUGAUCUGUUUUUUAAAAACCCUCUUUUCUAUACCUCAUUUGUACAAACAUUACAGACAACCUUUUGUGAGUUUACCUUUUUUAAAUAGAACUUCAAGACUCGUCAGAUGAUUAGUCUAAUGAGAUUAGUCCCUUACUUCUGAUGCUGACCAUGGUGCUUCAGUAGUGUGUGGAAAUGCCUUGAUUCAUUAAUACAAAGCAGGAGGGAAUUUACUUAAUUUUCAUCAUAUAGUUACUUGUCUUUGAGGGGAAAAACCAGUGAAUUAGUUCUCUGGUUUCAUUUAAUGCCUACAUACAAAUUGAUAAACACUUGUAUUUUCUUCUCAGUUGAAGUGUGCUUUGAAAUUUUGUUUAACGCUGCAAAUUUUAUAACUAGGUGAGGUCCUGUUUACAACAAUGUUGCAUCGAUUUUGAGAAAUGUAUUCAUUUCUUUGAAAUAAAAGAUU